AGGACCCCUCUGGCGCUGGCUGUCCUGGGCGGUCAUCACGAUAUCUUGGAACUCCUCCUUGAAAGAAACGCCGACAUCGAAGCAAGAGACCUCAGUGACAUGACGCCACUGAACCUGGCGGCUAAAAAUGGCCAGGCUGCCACAGUAGAGUAUUUGCUUCAGAAGAACGCGAAAGCAGAGGCGAGAGAUCAUCUUGGCCAGACGCCGCUGCUUCAAGCGGCUAGAAGAGGUUAUGUUGACGUCACGCAAGUUUUAUUGGAUUGGGGUGUUGAUAUUGAAACGAAGGAUUAUGAAGGCUUCACGGCACUUAUUAGAGCAGCCAGCGGUGGCCACAUCGACCUCGCAAAGAUUCUUCUUCAAAAGGGUUGCUAUGUUGAGGCAAGGACUGUGAACGGAGACACGGCAUUAAUUUGUGCGGUCCAUAGCGAU
This is a messenger RNA of Fusarium vanettenii 77-13-4, 429 nucleotides long. RefSeq lists its product as uncharacterized. The record is from RefSeq and is a predicted model, not a curated record. The transcript has a single exon. Lineage: Eukaryota; Fungi; Ascomycota; Sordariomycetes; Hypocreales; Nectriaceae. Gene Ontology annotation, molecular function: protein binding. The annotation marks the transcript as partial.